AUGGCUGUGCUUUUGGAGAGUGCAGUUAGGAAUUGUGAUAAUUUCCAAGUGAAACAAUCUGAUGUUGAAAAAAUUUUAGACUGGGAAAAUAACCAGGCUCUUCCAGAUGGAGCAGAAGUAUCCUUUAAACCAGCUAGGGUAAUAUUACAGGACUUCACUGGAGUACCAGCUGUUGUGGAUUUUGCAGCUAUGAGAGAUGCUGUCAAGAGGCUGGGAUCUGAUCCAGAUAAGAUAAACCCUAUUUGUCCAUCAGAUCUUGUUAUUGAUCAUUCAAUACAAGUUGAUUUUAUUAGGAGUAACGACGCCUUGAAAAAAAAUGAAGAAAUUGAAUUUGAAAGGAAUAAGGAAAGAUUUAUGUUUUUAAAAUGGGGCGCUAAAGCGUUUCAAAAUAUGCUGAUUGUACCUCCAGGAAGCGGAAUAGUGCAUCAAGUGAAUUUAGAGUACUUAGCAAGAGUUGUUUUCGACACCAAUGGUUUGCUUUAUCCUGAUAGUGUAGUAGGAACUGAUUCCCAUACAACUAUGAUCAAUGGUCUUGGUGUACUUGGAUGGGGUGUUGGAGGAAUUGAAGCUGAAGCUGUUAUGUUAGGACAAGCAAUUUCUAUGUUACUACCAAAAGUUGUAGGAUACAGAUUAGAGGGAGUUUUGAAUCAAUAUGCAACUUCAACAGAUCUUGUCCUUACUAUUACAAAGAAUCUUCGUCAAGUUGGAGUUGUCGGAAAGUUUGUAGAAUUCUUCGGUUCAGGUGUAUCCGAAUUGAGCAUCGCAGACCGCGCGACAAUUUCGAAUAUGUGUCCAGAGUACGGUGCUACAGUUGGAUUCUUCCCCGUUGAUCAACAGAGUUUAACAUACUUAAGGCAAACAGGACGAUCUGAGGAACAUAUCAGCAGAAUCGAGAACUAUCUCACCAGUGUACGCAUGUUGAGGAAUUAUGAUGACCCAAAACAAGAUCCAAUCUUCUCAGAAGUAGUCACCUUGGAUUUGGGAACUGUAGUGUCCAGCGUUAGUGGCCCUAAGAGGCCUCACGACCGUGUUUCCGUUGUGGAUAUGAAGACGGACUUCAGGAAGUGUCUUACCAGCAAGGUAGGAUUCAAGGGAUACGGUUUAUCCCCAGAAAAGGUAGACGCCGUAGGUAUGUUCGAAUAUGAAGGCAAGGAUUACAAAUUAAGGCACGGUUCGGUGGUCAUUGCCGCAAUUACUAGCUGUACCAACACUAGUAAUCCCAGCGUAAUGCUUGGAGCAGGUCUGCUUGCAAAAAAAGCCGUUGAAGCUGGUUUAACUGUUGCGCCUUAUGUUAAAACCUCAUUGUCCCCGGGAUCUGGAGUUGUUACUUAUUAUUUAGAAGAAAGUGGAGUGGUUCCUUAUUUGACGAAAUUAGGAUUUUAUAUCGUUGGUUAUGGAUGCAUGACUUGUAUCGGCAACAGUGGUCCUCUUCCAAAUGUUAUAGUAGAGACUAUUGAAAAGAAUGAACUCGUGUGUUGUGGCGUGUUGUCCGGUAAUCGAAACUUCGAAGGAAGAAUUCACCCGAACACGCGAGCAAAUUAUUUAGCAUCCCCACUCUUAGUAAUCGCUUACGCCAUUGCUGGAACAGUGGACUUAGAUUUGGAGAAGGAACCGCUUGGUCGUCGAGCGGAUGGUACACCAAUAUUUCUUCAAGACAUUUGGCCUACUAGAGCAGAAAUUCAAGCCGUGGAACAGAAAUAUGUAAUUCCAGCUAUGUUUAAAGAAGUUUACAGCAAGAUUGAAAAGGGCAGCUCUAGCUGGGCAAGCUUGAUGGCUCCUGAUGGUAAAUUGUAUCCAUGGGAUUCAGCUUCUACCUACAUAAAAAGUCCACCGUAUUUCGAAAUUUUGCAAAAGGAACUACCAAAAAUACAACCAGUGACGAAAGCACGCGUUCUUCUGAAUCUUGGUGAUUCUGUAACGACUGAUCAUAUCAGUCCAGCUGGUAGCAUCGCACGCAAUUCUCCAGCAGCACGAUACCUGUCGGGGCGUGGAUUAACGCCAAAAGAAUUCAAUUCUUAUGGUUCACGUAGAGGUAACGAUGCUGUAAUGGCACGAGGCACGUUUGCUAAUAUUCGUCUAUUGAAUAAGUUUGUUGGAAAACCUGGACCACGUACUAUUUACAUUCCCACUAAAGAAGAGAUGGACGUAUUUGACGCAGCUGAAAAAUACGCGAAAGAUCAAACGCCUUUAAUUAUUCUUGUUGGUAAAGAAUAUGGAUCUGGAUCCUCAAGAGAUUGGGCUGCGAAGGGACCGUAUCUCCUUGGUAUACGAGCAGUUAUAGCCGAGUCAUAUGAGAGAAUACAUAGGUCAAAUUUAGUAGGUAUGGGUAUUAUUCCACUGCAAUACUUACCUGGACAAACUGCGGAGUCUCUGGGAUUGACCGGUAAUGAAUUGUACGAUAUAGUACUUCCCGAAAAUUGCCAGCCUCAUGAAAAGAUUACCGUUACUACGGAUGAUGGCAAAAAGUUCGAAGUGAUUGUACGAUUUGAUACUGAAGUAGAUUUAACGUACUUUAAACAUGGUGGUAUUCUAAACUAUAUGAUUAGAACAAUGGUUUGAUAGUUUUAAGGAUUGAUAGAAUACGAAAAAUCGUAAGAAGUUACUUAAUGUAAUAUUUAAUUUUGGGUUUGGAUUUACAGCAUAUAAUGUCUGAAUGUAUCCAUAUCCUUAUUUAUAGUAACAGGAGCUAAUUAUAACGAACAUAAAAUAUAAUAUUGCUUCUUUGCUAUAAAGCAUAAAAGGACGA
Habropoda laboriosa is the source of this 2746-nucleotide messenger RNA. Its product is annotated as cytoplasmic aconitate hydratase-like. Gene Ontology annotation, molecular function: aconitate hydratase activity; 4 iron, 4 sulfur cluster binding. Bases 1 to 2559 code for a protein of 852 amino acids. The transcript has 14 exons. The record is from RefSeq and is a predicted model, not a curated record. Gene Ontology annotation, biological process: tricarboxylic acid cycle; citrate metabolic process. NCBI's taxonomy places the organism in Eukaryota, Metazoa, Arthropoda, Insecta, Hymenoptera, Apidae. Gene Ontology annotation, cellular component: cytosol; mitochondrion.